Molecule: messenger RNA, 801 nt
Organism: Lithohypha guttulata
Lineage: Eukaryota; Fungi; Ascomycota; Eurotiomycetes; Chaetothyriales; Trichomeriaceae
Exons: 2
Coding region: 1-801 (266 amino acids)
Source: RefSeq, a predicted model, not a curated record
AUGAAUGAAGAACUAAGACGAAACACAAUUCAGGACCGACAAGAGUCGCCGCCUCCGCAACCACUUCAGCAGAGCCUGACUAGCGCAUUACUUUCCUCGUCGCCGAAUGAGUUCAGAGCAGCGACCCAGCAUCCUUUCUUACGUACAGCUGGUGAAGGCAAGGUCACAAAGCACGAUCUCUCUCGUUGGCUCUCGCAGGAUCGCCUAUAUGCAGAAACAUACAUCUCGUUCGUCACUAGCCUGAUCGCGAGAGUAUCGUUACCUUAUGCCCACAUCGAAGAUAAAGCUGCUUCGUUGAGAUGGCGUAUAGUCAAACUGCUCACGGAAUGCCUUGACAACAUUCAACGUGAGUUGACUUUCUUCACAGAGACAGCGAGGAGGUAUGACCUACGACUAGACGAGCCCUGGGGAGGAUCUGAAUCUUUCGGGCCGAACCCAAUUACGGAGCAGUAUAUCAACCUCUUCACAAGUUUCCAUUUCGACCCUCAGCAGACUCUGCUCGAAGGUCUUGUCGUGCUGUGGGCAACAGAGAAAUGUUACCUCGAUGCCUGGACAUAUGCUUCUAUAUAUCUAGCCCAGGAUGUAUCGCCGGACGCAGACUCAGACGGUGGUGCCCUACGCAACGAAUUCAUACCGAACUGGUCCAACAGAGACUUUGAACGUUUCGUGCAGGACAUUGCAGACAUUACUGAUGAGCUAGCUCAGCGAGAAGGCGCACUUCGGAAGGUCGAAGUGUUCAAAGCGUUAUGGCUACAUGUUUUGGUCAUCGAGAAGGGCUUUUGGCCUGACCUUAGCCAAUGA